GCAGCCUGCAGGCCACUCGGGCUUUGAUGGUGGCCGCGAUAAUCGUGGGCCUCAUCGGUCUCUUUGUUGCUGUGAUCGGCAUGAAAUGCAUGAAGUGCAUGGAGGAUGACCAGGUGAAGAAGAUGCGGAUGGCUAUCUUCGGUGGGGUGAUCUUCAUCGUGUCAGGUAUGGCAGCGCUGGUCGCCACGUCGUGGUAUGGCAACAGAGUGGCUCGGGCCUUUUAUGACCCUUACACCCCUGUCAACACCAGGUUUGAGUUCGGAUCAGCUCUCUUCAUCGGCUGGGCAGCUGCUUCUCUGGCCAUUCUGGGGGGAGCCUUCCUCUGCUGCUCCUGUCCACACAGAGAAACUUCAUAUCCAGCCAGCCGAGGCUAUCCAAAAAAUGCCCCCUCCACAGGGAAGGAUUAUGUAUAAUGAAACAAAGAAGAGGAGCCGCCAGCACUGGUAGUGAAAAUGUUUUGGAGAGGACACUACAAUGCCACUGUCCUGAGCAGAGUUCAGACUCUAGGUUCUGCCUUCCUCUUCUGCUAAAAAAAUGUGUAUAUUUUUGUAAUCCUCUUUGCUACUGGACAUAACUUCUCCUUUCUCUCCCAGCCCACGGAGGAAGGCUAGCCUAGGUUCAUAGGUAUUGCCACUGGAAAGAUGAAACCUCCAAGCUUGGGUUAAGUGUAGUGUUUGGGAGUAAAAGGGAAAUUGAUACUGUUUUUUUAGAUGGAUGUUGGUGCUUUUUUUAGUUGUUUUUUUUUAAAAAAAAGAAAUAGGUGGUAACAAUUCAGUCCCAUAUCCCAUUAAGUUAGAGCCCAGUGUGGUGUGUGUAGAAAUUAAAGGAACAUAUAAAAGUGAUAAAACCAAUAGCUUAAGGGGAAACAUAACUUUAGGGAAAAGACUUUACAUGUAGGAAUGUUUGAAGAGAUCUAAAAUGCUCCUGUACUG
This is a messenger RNA of Pterocles gutturalis (yellow-throated sandgrouse), 932 nucleotides long. It is a transcript of the gene CLDN1, whose product is annotated as claudin 1. The transcript has 3 exons. Gene Ontology annotation, molecular function: structural molecule activity. Gene Ontology annotation, biological process: cell adhesion; bicellular tight junction assembly. Gene Ontology annotation, cellular component: plasma membrane; bicellular tight junction. The record is from RefSeq and is a predicted model, not a curated record. The annotation marks the transcript as partial. NCBI's taxonomy places the organism in Eukaryota, Metazoa, Chordata, Aves, Pterocliformes, Pteroclidae.